This is a messenger RNA of Tetrahymena thermophila SB210, 798 nucleotides long. Its product is annotated as transmembrane protein, putative. NCBI's taxonomy places the organism in Eukaryota, Ciliophora, Oligohymenophorea, Hymenostomatida, Tetrahymenidae. The transcript has a single exon. The record is from RefSeq and is a predicted model, not a curated record.
AUGUAAUACGAGCCUUUGGACAUAGAGGCUUAUCCCUUCAAGGAAAAUAAAUAGGACAAGGAGAAGAAAAAAUAGUAAAAGGCAGACGGUGAAAAAUAUGAGAAAAAAGAAAUAAAUAUUUUAUCUUAAUAGCAAGUUUUACAAUAAUAAUAAUCAUAGGUAUAGCAAUUGGUAUAUAUAAAUACACUCUCUUUUUAAGCAAUGGAAGCUGACAUAUCUUUAGCAGAGUAUUUGAGCAUAUUUUUUGGGUGCGGGACUGCUGUUUAUUUGUUUAUAAAAUUGUUACCUCUGCUCACAAUCGAGGGUUGUGGAGAGAUUGGAUUUAGAGGAAUUGCAUUAAUUUCUAUAUUCUAUUUUAGCGUACCUCCAUUGUGUCUAUGCUCGACUGGAUUUAAGAAUAACAAAAAGCUAUGUUUGUUUGUAUCUAAAUUCUUCUUUGCAGUUAGCUUCAUCAACUUGCUUUCAAUUAUAUAUGUUUUUAGUGUCUCAUACACUGCUGAAAAGUGGUAUAAGCUAGAAAGUGAGUGCAUAAUUUCAGAAGAAUCAAAAAAAAUAAAUUUUUAAACUACUUAAAUAAUUUUAUGUCAAAUCUUUCUCUCUAUCAACGGGUUUGUCGUGUUUGCUCUGAUGAGAAAUCUCGCCAAAUCCAUUGAGAAAAGAGAUUGGGCUGUAAGAAAAAAGAUGGUAAUAUUACCUCACAAAAUAAUCAAUGUUAACAUCCCUGUAUUUUACGAUUAAAUGCUCUUCUUUUUCUUUAAAAAGUAAGUUCCUGCUCUUUGGACUUGCUUGAUUUUUUGA